AUGAAAUAUCAAUUACCUGAUAAGUAAAACUCCUCUGAUGAGUUCAACCUAACUUAAACGAACAAAAAUGAAUCUAUAUCUGAACUUUAGAUAGUUCAAAAUAGGAAAAUCGGCGGCAUGACCUCGUAGCUGAAAUUGGUAUUCUUUGAAAAAAUACAAUAACCCUCAAUAUAAUUAAUUAGGAAGUUAUAAGGGAUGGAUUUUAACGUUUCUCAAUCUAUGUCUCUAGGCUCAAGAGUUAAUCCAAGAUAAUCAGAUGAAUCCUUGCAGAAAAGAAGGAAUUCUGCAUUUAUUAAGAUUAAUGAGCGAAGUAGUAAUGACUCUCAAGAGAAAUCAAUGGUAAAGAGAAUAAGCAGAUCUCAAACUCUCAUCAACAUUGAUAUCUAAAAUGGAGAUCCAGGAGGAAGCGAAAUAUAUGAUUAAAGAACAAGGUAAAAAAGAAAAUCAUUGGUAAGAAAAUCAAGUAACGACGAAUUUGAAUAUAUCGAAGAAGAGAGAAUUUCUAACGAAAGAGAAGUUAAGGGCAUAUUUAGAUUGAAUGAUCCAAGAACUUCUCGCUGGGAUAUGUUAAUCAUCAUCCUUUCUUUUUAUAAUUGCUUUUCGAUUCCCUUUUAAACAGCUUUUGAUCCUCCAGUUAUGGAUAGCUUUUAUUUUCUAAUAUUCAAUACUGUGAUAGAUUUUUGUUUUUUCAUGGAUAUAAUUGUGACAUUCAGAACAACUUAUUAUGAUCCAAUAUCAGGUGAUGAAGUAUUUGACAAGUAUUUAAUAGCAAAGAAGUAUCUAACUGGUAGGUUUAUUAUCGACUUCCUUUCUACUGUCCCAUUCGAUAAUAUAGCAAAGCAUGCUAAAGUUGAUAAGAGUAACAAGUCUUUGAGAUUAUUUCAAAUGAUAUUUUUCAUCAUACUCUAUCUUCAUUGCCUUGGAUGUGUUUGGUUUUUAAUUGUUAACACUGAUUAGAAAUGGGUUCCUCCAUUAGACCAAAAUUAGGGCUACGAAAAUUUCUACGAUGAUUCUAUUUUCAGAUAAUAUUGGGUAUCAGUUUACCAUGCUGUACUAAUGCUUACAGGCAAUGAUAUUAUACCUGAUGGAGAUUUUUAAAUAGCUUUUGUUGCUUUAUCAAUUGCACUCGGAGCUAUAGUGAACGCUAAUAUAUUCGGUAGUAUGGCAAUUAUACUAUCUGUUUUAAACAGGAAAACUGCUGAAUUUUAAAACUAAAUUGAUAUUGCUAAUACUGCUAUGAAGAAUAUGAAAUUGCCUGAAGAUAUCCAAAGGAAAAUUAUUAAUUAUCUUCAAUACACUCAAUCAACAUUAGCACACUAAGAAGAGCUUGAUAAAUUUUUUGAAAUGUUAUCCCCAAGUCUAAAAAAUGAAGUAACAAGAUUUAUCUUCCAAACUGUUAUAAAUAAGAACGAAAUCUUUUCAUAUAAAGAGAGUUUAGUUGAUUUUAUAGUUUAUAAGAUUGAGCUUGAAAUGUAACUUCCUGAAUAAAUGGUCAUUCAGUAAGGUGAAAAGGCAUUAGCUUUUUUCUUUUUAGCUAAAGGAGAUUGUGAAAUAUUCGUUAAAGAUGAAAGAAAUAGAGAAAAGUAUGUAAAGACAAUAAAUCCUGGCGCAUACUUUGGUGAAAUUGCAUUGAUUACUUCUCAAAGAAGAUCUGCUACUGUCACUACAAAAAACUAUACAACUAUUGGAUCAAUUACAGUUGAAACUUUUCAUGAGAUGUGCUAUUUAUUCCCUGAUGUUUAUUUGAAAAUUAAAGCAAAUAUGAAAAAAUAUUAAGAUAGAUAUAAAGUUUGGUAAAAAUUUCAACUUAGAAAGUUAAGUUUUCUCUCAGAUUUGAGCUUUGACACUCUAGAAGAACUUUCAUAUUCACUAAAAUAGGAAUAUUACUAGUCUAGUUAAGUGAUAUUUAAAAUAGGUCAGGUUGUUGAUAAAAUGUAUAUUCUCGUAAGUGGGGAGUUAGAAAUUUAUGUGAGCUUCAGAAACUAGGAAGUUAUUCUUGAUACUAUUACAAUUACUGGAAGCUAUCUAGCUUAAUUAAGUUUUUUAAAUCGCUAAAAAAUUACUUAUUAUGCGAGAGCAAAGUCUGAUGUAACUAUGCUUUCCUUGACAUCAGAUGUCUUUGAUUAGUUAAGAUAAAAUAUUAAUGAUCUAGACGAGAGCACAUUGAAAGAAUUAGAGAAGAUAGAAAAAUAGGGCUUGCCCAUUCUUGAUUAUUAGAAGGAAUAUAAAAAGAACCAGAAGAGUAACCCAAUAGAAAUAUUUAAAGGCUGUGUCCGAAGAGUGCAAAGUCUUCAUAAAUAUCAUAAGAAAAAGGAUACAAAACUUUCAGGCUUAAUGAAUCAAAUGGUCAUGAGAAAACUUGAAGAAGAAAGAAAAAGAGAAAAAUAGCGAGAUUCUCUACUUUAAUCUAUAUAACCAGUGUUAAACUCAAAGAUAAGUAAACUCAUUACAGAUAAAAUUGAGAAAAUGACAAAAGUUCUUGAACUUUAGAAUAUGAAAUUAAGCUAAAUAACUAAUUGCUUUGAAGUCAUAAAGCCACGUGCAUAUGUAACUAGCUACACAUAAGGACAGGAAAUUAUGGUGGAAAAUUAACCUUUUAAUGAUGAGUUUAAGAAGAGUGUCAAUCCUUAGAGCACUGAUAACAAUCAUCAUUAAUGGAGCAACUCAAUUUUGGAAAGUUCUAAUGGUUCUAUAUAAAGUGCUUCUCAUAUUAAUAAAGAGUAGAUAGUCACACCAAAUAUUCUGGGUCAUAAAAAUGACUCAAUAAUAUCAGCUAAAUACAGUUAAAAUUCAAUAGUUUCUGAUUGA
Molecule: messenger RNA, 2808 nt
Organism: Stylonychia lemnae
Lineage: Eukaryota; Ciliophora; Spirotrichea; Sporadotrichida; Oxytrichidae
Source: the annotation of a GenBank genome assembly